Messenger RNA from Cryptococcus deneoformans JEC21, 1861 nucleotides. RefSeq names its product polygalacturonase, putative. Gene Ontology annotation, molecular function: polygalacturonase activity. The record is from RefSeq and is a predicted model, not a curated record. Gene Ontology annotation, biological process: carbohydrate metabolic process. NCBI's taxonomy places the organism in Eukaryota, Fungi, Basidiomycota, Tremellomycetes, Tremellales, Cryptococcaceae. The coding region runs from base 336 to 1772 and encodes 478 amino acids. The transcript is spliced from 9 exons.
ACGUCUUUCACCUCACUCUUUCGUUCGUUGCCAAGGGACGUUUCGUCGGGAUUGAAUGCCCAGUGUAGACGACGGGUCACCAUUAGCCCUUAUUAGUCACGAUCUUUUUGUUGUCAUGGGUUACAAGAUACUAGCGGCAGCUGUUAACUGCGAGAGGCAUUUUCACCGAGCCGACAAUCAUGCCGGACCGCUUUCCCACAUCGGACGUUGGCACUAUUCCAACACCGGAAGGUGAAAAGAUAGUCAGCUCUUUAAAAGCCUUAAGACCAGUCGCCAUUUCCCGCGACAACUGAUAAUAGCCUUGUUUUAUUGUUUGACGAAUCAACAACUUCACCAUGCGCUUCCUCUGCCUCUUCGCCUGCGUUCUAUCUAGCGCGGUCGUGCAGGGAUCCCUCUUCGUGCUCAGUGAAUCUCAAGAUCAAAAAAUUAUUCCUGAAAUCCUUGAAAAAGAUAACAGCAUUUGGCCCUAUCACCAUGAGGUAUUUGAAUUCCACCCAGAGCACAAAGACCUCUCCACAGGGCUUGUCCGACCCCUUUGUGUCUUACAUACUUUGGGAGAAGGAGCAGACGACUCAUACAACUUUGAGAAAGCUGUCCAUCAGUGUGGUCGCGGCGGCAUUGUGAGAUUACCAGAUGCCAACUACACAAUCAGUCGUCCCCUUGACAUAUAUCUUUCCAACUCCGUUCUUGAUCUUCAUGGUUGGCUAUCUUUUUCCGCGAACGUCUCUUCAUGGAUUGAAAAUCGGAUGCCUCUUGGCUUCCAAAAUCAAUCACUUGCAUUUGUGGUGAGGGGUAAUGAUUACAUUCUCGAGGGGAAUGAUAAAGGAGGGAUAAAUGGAAAUGGACAAGCUUGGUAUGAUUACGCAAAGGACUACGGAAAUAAGUUCGGGCGGCCCAUGUCAUUGGCCAUCAAAAACAGCAAAAACGUCAUUAUAAAAAAUUUCAGCAUUGUCCAGCCACAAUUUUGGGCUUCCCUCAUAUGGGGUUCGGAAAAUGUGUACAUAAAAGAUUUCUACGUUAAUGCUACUAGCUUCAACCCGGAAUCUUCCAGUGAUCAGAAGAACUGGCUUCAGAACACUGAUGGAAGUGACACAUACCAGAGUCACAAUGUCACUUACGAGAAUAUGAUUUACCAGGGUGGCGACGAUUGUGUAGCAUUGAAGCCAAAUAGUACAUCCAUCACACUUCGUAAUGUGACUUGUUACGGAGGGACGGGUAUUGCCUUUGGAUCGAUUGCUCAGUACGCGGGCGUGAAAGAUGUGAUUGAAGAUGUGUUUAUGGAGGAUAUUCGACUGUAUCCAUCUAAUCAGUGCCCAGCCUAUCAAGGUGUCUAUUUCAAAUCUUGGUUAGGAUACUCUAUCGGACAGCCACCAAACGGUGGGGGUGGUGGGUAUGGAUAUUGUCGUAACGUGACAGUAAAGGAUGUCUACAUGGAGGAUAUAUGGCAUCCUCUCGUCGUCCAAUCUGACUUAACCUAUCUCACUUUAGACCGUGAAAAAUUUACAGAUUCCGGUCUCUUCGAGUGGUAUGAUAUCCACCUGAAAAAUUUCACAGGAAAAGCUUUGGGUAACAGGAUCGCCUGGAUGUCCUGUUCCAAGUUGACACCAUGUCAUGAUUGGACAUUUGAGGGCAUGGAUAUCAUGCCAGGUAAACAAGAUCACCCCGAGAUCCAUUAUACUUGUAAUAAUUUUGUGCUGGGGGGGAAUGAUGGACUUAAUCAGUGCCAUCCCAGCAACUCAAAGCUUGAAACUGAGAAUGGUGGCACACUCUGAUGAAGGGGAUAAUAGGCCUUGAUAACGUUUGAGUGAUGUAGGACGUAGCCUUCUCAAUGUACUGGACUUGAACUAUAGUUGAGGUGGUG